Cuscuta campestris is the source of this 2617-nucleotide messenger RNA. NCBI's taxonomy places the organism in Eukaryota, Viridiplantae, Streptophyta, Magnoliopsida, Solanales, Convolvulaceae. The record is from the annotation of a GenBank genome assembly.
CACCGCUACCAAUCCAUUCUCCAUAUACAUGUACAUUUUUAUCGCGAAUCUUCUAGUUUGAUCUCGAUCGCGUAUUCUGCGCAUAUCAAAUUGUGGUGCUCAUUCAGUAAAAGGAGAUCGAUUUGGAUUACAAAAAACAGAAAGAUCUUUCGGAAGGAUACCGGAUACAACUAUGAUCGAGACAAGUGGAGUUAUUGUUAAACUAUUUGCAGUUCUUGUUGCAAUGGUUAUGCCCGUUUUACUUUCGAUGGCGUUUACAGAGAAGAAGAAAGCGAGAAAGAGAGGAGUUCCUGUUGAAGUGGGUGGUGAGGAAGGGGUUGCGAUUCGUAAUGCUAAAUAUACCGGAUUGGUGGAUGUACCUUGGGAAAGGGCCACUACUGUGGCUGCUCUAUUCGAGCAGUCCUGUCUAAAGCAUUCCGGCGAACGUUUCCUUGGAACAAGGAAAGUAAUCGGUAGGGAAAUUGUAUCUGCGAGGGAUGGGAGGAAGUUUGAGAAGCUUCACUUGGGAGAGUACCAGUGGGAAAGUUAUAGUCAGAUAUUUGACCGUGUUUCCAACUUCGCAUCUGGUCUUGUUAGAUUGGGUCAUGAUGUAGGUAAACGCAUAGCUAUUUUCUCUGAAACUCGGGCUGAGUGGUUCAUUGCCUUUCAGGGAUGCUUCAGGCAAAGUAUCACAGUUGUUACGAUUUAUGCUUCUCUAGGAGAUGAUGCUCUUGUACAUUCUUUAAACGAGACUAAAGCUUCGACAUUGAUCUGUGAUCCCAAGCAACUGAAAAAGUUAGCUCCAAUUAGUUCUAGAUUAAAAACCAUCAGGAACGUAAUUUAUUUUGAAGGUGAUGAGACUGCAAGUGACUCUAAUGUUUCUAAGCCAACUGGUGAUUGGAAAGUGUCUUCUUUCUCUGAAGUUGAAAACUUGGGUAAAAAUGAUCCUGCUAGGCAUAUACUGCCUAUCAAGACCGAUAUUGCUGUCAUCAUGUAUACAAGUGGAAGUACUGGAUUGCCUAAGGGUGUUAUGAUUACUCACGGAAACAUUGUAGCUACAGCCGCUGCAGUUAUGACUGUGGUCCCAAACCUUGGAACCAAGGAUGUCUAUGUGGCAUACUUGCCGCUAGCUCACGUUUUUGAAUUGGCUGCUGAGACUGUUAUGAUGACUGCUGGUGCUUCGAUUGGUUAUGGUUCAGCAUUGACAUUAACAGACACAUCCAGUAAAAUCAAGAAAGGAACACAAGGAGAUGCUACUGUGUUAAAACCUACUCUAAUGGCAUCUGUUCCUGCCAUUCUGGAUCGUGUUAAAGAUGGAGUCGCAAAGAAGGUCGAGGAGAAGGGAGGUUAUGUUAAAUUCAUUUUCAACAUUGCCUUUAAACGCCGACUCAAAGCUAUAGAAGGAAGCUGGUUUGGUGCAUGGGGCCUAGAAGCUCUAUUGUGGGACGUUCUCAUUUUCAAAAAGAUUCGAUCAUUACUUGGGGGCAAAAUUCGUUUCAUGCUUUGUGGUGGAGCUCCUUUGUCAGAAGAUGCACAAAGAUUCAUUAACAUCUGCAUGGGAGCUCCAAUUGGCCAAGGUUAUGGCUUGACAGAAACCUUUGCUGGAGCUGCUUUCUCUGAGUGGGAUGAUGCUUCUGUUGGUCGUGUUGGCCCACCACUUCCGUGUGCCUAUAUCAAGCUUAUUUCUUGGGAAGAAGGUGGUUACAGAAUAACUGACAAGCCAAUGCCUCGAGGAGAAGUUGUUAUUGGUGGAUGCAGUGUUACUGCUGGUUACUUCAAUAAUGAUGUGAAAACCAAUGAGGUGUUCAAAGUUGAUGAGAGGGGCAUGCGGUGGUUUUACACUGGUGACAUUGGAAGGUUUCAUUCUGAUGGGUGCCUUGAAAUUAUUGAUAGAAAAAAGGACAUUGUGAAACUUCAACAUGGGGAGUACAUUUCCCUUGGAAAGGUAGAGGCAGCACUUGCAUCAAGCAAGUAUGUGGAUAACAUAAUGGUGUAUGCAGACCCCUUUCACAAUUAUUGUGUAGCUUUAGUUGUCCCUAAUCGUGACAUCCUUAAGAACUGGGCACAUGAAACCAGAAUAGAGUUCAAAGAGUUUCACGAGUUGUGUGACAAAAAGGAAGCCGUCACAGAGGUUCAGCGUUCACUAUCACAGGCAGCCAAAGAAGCAAGAUUGGACAAGUUUGAGGUUCCAGCGAAGAUAAAGCUAAUACAGGAGCCUUGGACUCCCGAAUCUGGUCUGGUCACAGCUGCCUUUAAACUAAAGAGGGAACCCAUCAAGGACCGCUUUAAAGAAGAGCUCAAUAAUUUGUACAAAUGAGGUAAUAUUUGUUGGGCUAGGUUCUCUUGACACCAUCACCACACCGGCCAUUUGAGAGCCCUAUGGUGCUCCGUUGGGCUCCAAAGUGGGGUAUUACCCCCAACCCCAUCUUGCCCCCAGAGUCAUAAUAUGACACCAAAAACCGGUGUCAAAAAGAACCGCAACGAUAUUUGUCAUCUUGUUCUUGCUAUAGUAGGCUCUAUAAAUUGUGCUGUGUGUGUUUUGAGGCAGCUUCUUUGUAUGUAUCUUACCCCCUGCCCAAAGGUAGAACUUGCAAAACGAUUUUAUUUUGCAAUGCAAUAAUAAUCUUGACUCAUAUGA